GGAUGCGAUGUGAAUGCGACCCUUGGCCCUGUACGCUUACGCCGCGGCAGAAGAAACAAAAACCGAGGGGUUUGCGACAAUUAUAACAAGAGGACAGAUGGCAUUAUUUCCCAGAAUUUGAGCUGACGGGAAUAUAAGUCUCUUGCGCGCGCAUCCCGACUUAACCUCUCAAUCCAAGUCCAAACCGAAGUGCUAAGCGACAACUGAUACCGGCCAAAAUGCACACCAAAGCCAUCGUCGCGCGCGAACCCACGACACACCCCACGUGGGGCAUCGAAGAAGUGGACAUUGGUUCCCCCGCCAACGACGAGGUCCUCGUCAAGAUCACCGCGACGGGCAUCUGCCAUACGGAUAUCUUGCUCUCGUCGAUACCGACGGGAAACCCGUUGGGGAUUGCGUAUCCGAAGAUUCUGGGACACGAAGGCGCCGGAAUCGUCCAGGCAACCGGCAAAAACGUCACGAGUGUCGCCGUCGGCGAUCAGGUCUUGCUCUCGUACUACUCGUGCUCAUCAUGCGCGCAAUGCCAGGCGGAUAAACCGAUGUACUGCGCGCAGUUCCAUGUUGAAAACUACGUCGGGCGCAAGGGGCCGACCGUGUGCAAGGCGAGUGGCGAGGAGACAUGGGCGCGGUUCUUUGGACAGUCGAGCUUCGGAGAGUACAGUCUUGUCGCGGAGACGAGUGUCGUCAAGGUUACGGGGCUGCUGGAGAGUGAAAAGGAGUUGAGCUUAUUUGCGCCGCUGGGGUGUGGGUUCCAGACGGGGAUGGGUGCUAUCAAGAAUGUGGCAAAGGCCGGCAAGGACGAUGUCGUGUUGAUCAUGGGAAUGGGUGCUGUUGGGAUGGCAGGGCUUAUGACGGCCAAGAUCCAGGACUGCAAGACAAUCAUCGCCCUGGACCGAUUCCCAGCCCGCUUGCGGCUCGCCGAGGAGGUGGGCGCGACACAUACAAUCAAUACUGCGGUGCCGGACUUUGAGUUCCAGCAGGCUGUCCGGGAUAUUUCACCAAACGGAGCCUCGGUAGUGCUCGACACCACGGGUGUUGGCAAGCUGAUAGAGGAGGCAUAUCAGAGCCUUGCCCCGAUGGGGAAGCUCGUGCAUGUCGCCAUGCCGCCGCCGGAUUAUAGAUUCAGUCUUGAUAUCGCGAGAUUGUUCGCGGCCGGCAAAACAAUCACAGGAUGCAUCGAGGGGAACUGCCUCCCUAGCGAGGCAAUCCCCCAAAUGAUCCAGUGGUACCGCAAAGGCAUCUUCCCGAUCGACAAGCUCGUCUCAUACUACAAUGGCGAGCAGGGCAUUAUCUCCGCAGUCAAGCUCCACUGCUGGUUCCACUCUACGUAUGCCCAGAGGCUAGUCUUCCGUGGUGGACCGGUGGUGGUCUUUCAUGAUUGAUGUAAUUUUAGGUUCUGAGGUGUUCAUUGAGCUGUGAGGGGAAAGUGUGAUCUGGGAAUGGACUACGGCCGAACAAAUGCAGCGUGACUCCAUUGCACCAUAGGCGCCUAGGUACUCCGGACGAAAGCCGGUUUUAGAGGAACAGAGGAACUCCUCUUUCACUCGAGGUAGGACCCUCGGAGUGUAGAUCGCAUAGCCGACCCCCUCGGCGGAGGCUGCGGCACAGUUCCCCGCACGUUGUCACGGCGUUGGUGUAACACAGGACCAACUCACCAACUCUAGAGUAUAAGACAAAGAACUGGCUGCCUACCUGCACACCGACCAACUUUCUGUUCUUCACUCUUUCGCUUUCCACUCUGAUCUGAUCAUCAGUCAAUAUGGCCAUCGCCGAACAAUUUAACGUCUUCGAAGACUUCCAAAACAUCAUCAACGGCAAAAAGUCCUCGACAGCAGAGACCCGCCACGGCAUCAACCCAGCAACAGCCAAGCCCAACCCCGAGGUCCCCGUCUCAACCCAGACGGACGUCGACAAUGCUGUUGCUGCCGCCCAAGAGGCUUUCAAGACCUGGUCUGAGGUUCCUCUCGCGGAGCGCGCAAAUGCUCUAAGGACUUUUGCAGAUGGG
This is a messenger RNA of Aspergillus calidoustus, 2005 nucleotides long. Lineage: Eukaryota; Fungi; Ascomycota; Eurotiomycetes; Eurotiales; Aspergillaceae. The record is from the annotation of a GenBank genome assembly.